AUGUCCAGUGGAUUGCUGUGGGGUGAAUUUACAAAGAAUGAUAAGAAGCAUUGUAACCCGUCUAUUCCUGUAUCUGUUCUUGCUGCCAAUGUUCUUUACACAGCUACAAGCAAAUAUCCUCUUCUAGUUAACUGGGAUGCUAACCUCCUCCGUGAGUCUGAAACCACUUGGCAUCCCCCACCACUAGAUUGGAUCAAAAUUAAUGUUGAUGUAGCUUUAAUGGAUUCUAAUUUAGCCAGUGUUGGUGGUGUGGCUCGGGACUCUAAAGGAACUUUACUACUAGCUUUUGGAAAGAAAAAAUUGCAUUGGGACAUCAAUCAACUUGAACUGGAAGCCAUAUUCACUUUGAAGCAUUUCAUUCAAAACUGGAAAUAUGACUGUAAAGGAUUAAUAAUUGAAGGAGACAAUUACAAUACCAUCAAGUUCCUACGGAAUUCGGUUGUGAACUAUUCUGCUAUAGGCAAGAUCUCCGAGCAGAUUUCAUUUCUCCAAGACUUCAAUAAGGUAAUUUUUCACCACAUACCUCAUAAUUUUAACAGAGUUGCUAACUUGUGUGCAACUUUAGCUCUUCAGAAUAAUUUUUUCUUUAACUCCAUUUAUGCUCCUGAUAUUCCUUCUUCACUAACUUGUCUUCUGAAGAACGAAUAUGAGGCUUGCUUAUCUUGA
Molecule: messenger RNA, 666 nt
Organism: Dendrobium catenatum
Lineage: Eukaryota; Viridiplantae; Streptophyta; Magnoliopsida; Asparagales; Orchidaceae
Exons: 2
Coding region: 1-666 (221 amino acids)
Molecular function (GO): RNA-DNA hybrid ribonuclease activity; nucleic acid binding
Source: RefSeq, a predicted model, not a curated record